AUGGGCGUUGCGCGUCCCGCCCCCUCCCUCUCCAUCUCCCGGACAUGUGAGGUGUCCAUGGCACUCGCACCCUCGAUGGCCCCCACAAGUUGUGCAAUGCAACGUUGUCCCAGUUCAUAUGGCGUCGACGGUAACCCGUACGCCAAUCACCAACUUGCGACUACGCCACCAUGUACCCCACUGAGCCGUACCCCAUUAGGUGCACUUCCCACAAACGUCGCAGCGCAGAAGCUAAUUCGGAAUGCCACCCCGUCCCAGCCACGGCCAUGUAUUGCGCCUACAGAUCUCGUGUAG
Cutaneotrichosporon cavernicola is the source of this 294-nucleotide messenger RNA. RefSeq lists its product as uncharacterized. The record is from RefSeq and is a predicted model, not a curated record. Lineage: Eukaryota; Fungi; Basidiomycota; Tremellomycetes; Trichosporonales; Trichosporonaceae. The transcript has 2 exons. Bases 1 to 294 code for a protein of 97 amino acids.